This is a messenger RNA of Cetraspora pellucida, 392 nucleotides long. The record is from the annotation of a GenBank genome assembly. NCBI's taxonomy places the organism in Eukaryota, Fungi, Glomeromycota, Glomeromycetes, Diversisporales, Gigasporaceae.
UAUUAAAUGCUAUGUCAUUUUCUGAAACAGAAUUACAUCCAUAUAUUUUGGCUGAUAAUGAGUGGAAAAUAAUAGAACUUCUUGUUGAAGUUUUAUUACCCUUUAAGGAUGUAACCACGUUUAUGUCAUCAUCAGAAUAUCCAACAUUGUCAAUGGUUAUCUCCGUCUAUUAUUUAUUGCUUGAAUCGCUUGAAGAAGCUAGAAAAAAAGAUGAUAUGCCACAGUGGCUUAUUCAAGGAUGUGAAUCUGCAUCUGGUAAACUUCUCGAAUAUUGCCAAAGGACAAGUGUUUUACAUAUUGUGUCAGUUGUGCUAGAUCCACAGUUUAAACUUCAAUACUUUGUAGAACUUAGAUGGCCAUCUCAACUUAUUAAUCAAAUUAGAGAUAUGUAA